AUCUGGAUAGAGAAAAUAAAGUAAAACAGGAUUCGUGAAUAACAUUUAUGGCUACUAGUUGUGUUCAUAUGAUGGGCUCCCUGGCCCUAAGCAUAAGCUGUUUGAUCAUUAUCAAUGCCAUUGCUGCUGCCGGCGAACAACGCCGCCUCCUGCAGGCUGAGACCGUUUUCGACAUCACCAAAUAUGGCGCCAAGGGCGAUGGCACCACCGAUGAUGCAAUGUCGCUUGUUCAAGCAUGGAAUGCCGGAUGCGACAGCACAGGGGGCGCGAGGAUUUUGGUCCCGCCCGGGAAAUACAUGAUGGGGGAAGUAGUCCUAAGUGGAGAGUGCAAGGCAGCACCGCCAAUGAUCAUCGAUAUUCAGGGCACCCUGUUGGCAAAUCCCAACCCGAGCUCCUACAGCAACCAGAAGUGGAUCUUGAUUGAGCACGUGGACAACAUUAAGAUCACGGGAGGAGGCACCCUUAACGCCCAAGGAGCAAAUGCAUGGAAGUACGCCAAAGAAGACGCGCACAUGCCCGUUAGUUUCACGUUCCAAUCGUCGCAAAAUGGGGACAUUAGCAACCUAAAUUUGGUGGACGCUAUGGGAUUCCAUAGCAAGUUGAUCGACAGUAUUAACAUCAAGGUGACGAAAAUGACCAUCACUGCCCCUGACGAAAGCCCCAACACGGACGGAAUCCAUCUCAGCAAUGCCACCAAUGUGGAGAUCACCGACUCCGUUAUUGGAACCGGCGAUGACUGCAUCUCCAUUGGCACAGGCAGCAAAAACAUCUUUGUCAAAAAUGUCAAAUGCGGACCCGGACAUGGUCUUGCUGUGGGGAGUUUGGGGAAGCGUCCGGACGAAUUGAGCGUGGGGAACAUCACCUUCAGUAGUUGUACCUUGACGGGCACAACCAAUGGUGCCCGAAUCAAGAGCUACCACAAGUCGCCGGUGAUGACUGCCACCAACAUCGUGUUCGAAGAUCUGACCUUGGAUAGCGUCAAGAAUCCCAUCAUCAUCGAUCAGCAUUACUUCUCCAAGAUGGUUGCUGAGCAAUCCAACGUCAAAAUCAGCGACGUCCACUUCAGAAGAAUCAAGGGCACCACAAUCUCCGAAAUUCCUAUCUUGUUUAACUGCAGCACAACCAACCCGUGCGACAACAUCGAAUUGGCUGACAUUGACUUGAAGCCUAUGGGGGAGGCCAAGACCGUCUCAUCCGCCUGUCAGAGCGCCACCGGAAUCAAGGCUUCCGGCACCGUCAUCCCUCCUGCUCCCACUUGCUAGGCUUUUUAUUAACAUAAAAAAGGAUGGAGUAGUAAUUUUAUAUCAGUCUUUGAUUAUUAUUUUUUUUUAUUUAAAUUGUUUGUGUAUUUGCGAUGCUAUGUGCAUAAUAUCAUUAUUGCACGUGUAGCGCCGCGCGGAUGGAGAAUUGCACACUAGAAUGAUUGCCCAAUUCUCAUGAAUAAAUCAACAGUUUAUUUUCUUAUUA
Messenger RNA from Salvia hispanica, 1467 nucleotides. RefSeq names its product exopolygalacturonase-like. Gene Ontology annotation, molecular function: polygalacturonase activity. Lineage: Eukaryota; Viridiplantae; Streptophyta; Magnoliopsida; Lamiales; Lamiaceae. The record is from RefSeq and is a predicted model, not a curated record. Gene Ontology annotation, biological process: carbohydrate metabolic process.